GCUCCCCAGCGCCCCGGCCAGGAGCCGCUGCCGGGGAUGUGAAGGCGCCCGAGCCCCGGAUCAUGGCCAGCCCAGGGGCCCCUGGGGGAUGCGAUGUGCUGAUUGUGUAUGCCAGGGAUGCCAGUGAAUGGUGUCAGUACCUUCAGAACCUCUUCUUCUCGUGCCGGCAAGUCCGAAAGCAGCGGGUUCUGAGCUAUGAAGUGAAGUACGGGGCUGCCAUUCCCUGGGAGGAGUUCGAUCGAUUCAGCAGCAGCCGAUGCAUCAUCAUAUUGCUGUCUGCCGAGCUGGUGCAGAACUUUUACAUCCCUGACGUCCUUGGGAGCCUGCAGGAAGCUUUGAGGCCCCCACACAAAGUGGUCAAGCUGUUCUGUGGAGUGGAGGAUUGUGACGACUAUUUAGGGUUUUUCAGGGACUGGGCCCAGUGGAAAGAACUCACCUAUGAUGAUGAGCCAGAUGCCUACAUUGCAACAGUCAAGAAGACUAUUUCAGAAGAUUCUGGCUGCGAUUCUGUGACUGAUACAGAGGCAGAAGACGAGAAAAACCCAGUUUAUUCCAGGAAACUUGCAAUGAGUCAGCAGCACGGGACAUCCGAGAGCACCCUGGGAGACCUGGUGGUGCAGCCUGACCGCAUACACUGUGGGGUGCAGACAACACUUUAUAUUAUCAUGAAAUGUAAACUGGAUUGUCAAGUGAGAACAGAAGUUGAAUUCUUUCCGGUGAAUGCCCAAUCUGUGCGUGUGCCAGCCAAGAUGGAAAAUGAAUACACUGUCUCCGUACAGGCUCCUGACUUAACAUCUGGAGCAGCAUCUCUGCGGAUAUAUUCAGGUGACUUGAUGGUGGGGGAAGCGAACAUCAGCUAUUACAGUGACAUGGAAGAGAUUGGCAACUUGUUGGCUAAUGCAGCUAAUCCAGUGGAGUUCAUGUGCCAGGCCUUUAAAAUAGUACCAUAUAACAUAGAAGCUCUGGACAAACUGUUGACCGAGUCAUUGAAGAACAACAUUCCUGCAAGUGGCUUGCACCUGUUUGGAAUCAACCAGCUGGAGGAAGAAGAUAUGACAACCAAUCAGAGGGACGAAGAGCUGCCAACGCUACUUCACUUCGCUGCAAAAUAUGGUCUGAAGAACCUUACAGCGCUGCUGCUUACUUGCCCAGGAGCCCUGCAAGCCUACAGCGUAGCCAACAAGUAUGGGUACUACCCGAACAACAUUGCCGAAAUCCAUGGCUUUAAGGACCUGCGGCAGUUCAUUGACGAAUAUGUGGAAACUGCUGAUAUGCUGAAGAGUCACAUUAAGGAGGAGCUGAUGCAGGGUGAGGAAGAUGAUUCUGUUUAUGAGUCCAUGGCUCACCUCUCCACCGACCUGCUGAUGAAAUGCUCCCUGAAUCCUGGCUGUGAUGAUGAGCUCUAUGAAUCCAUGGCCAACUUUGCCCCUGAUGCCACAGAUGAUCUGUAUGUCGAGAUGCUUCAGUCAAAACCCAAAGCCCCAGUCGAUAGAGACCAGCUUUCUCUGAAUAUAAAAGACUCUAUGAUCCGCAAAUUUUUAGAAGGCAGUAGCAAAGAUGUGCCAGAUUCAGAGGAUGAUCCCUACCAGCAGUGCGGUGAGGGUGAUCUUUACUACACUGUGGAGCAGGAUGACUUCCCUCAGGAAAUGGUCAACAGACCUCCAGUUCCUGUUCCAAGGCCUGACUCCAGCUCCCUUCAUCAAGACAAGGAGCUGUACAUUUCCAAAGUAUUUGCAGGGAAAGCUCACGAAAGACCUGGGAAUCUGUAUGUCUCUGCAGGGAAGGUUAAGAAAGAGCCUGCAGUCAGGCUUGUCAGGGACCAGUCACAAUCAAGCAUAUAUGACCCAUUCGCUGGGAUGAAAACCCCAGGUCAGCGGCAGUUAAUUACGCUACAGGAACAAGUCAAGAUGGGGAUACUCAAUGUUGAUGAAGCCGUGCUCCAUUUUAAGGAGUGGCAACUGAACCAGAAGAAGAGAUCAGAAUCAUUCCGUUUCCAACAGGAAAAUCUGAAACGGCUACGAGACAGCAUCACCCGCAGGCAAAUUGAGAAGCAAAAAACAGGAAAACGUUCAGACUUGGAAAUCACAGUGCCUAUACGACCGUCUCACAAUGCUCCUGGGAAACUGGAAUGUGGCAUUUAUGAAUUUGGCCCGAGGAAAAAUGUUUUCCCACCAAGAAAGGAGAUAAAGCGAGGAGAGUGGAAAACAGAAAGCACCUCUAGCACUGCAAGUAGUGCCAGUAACCGAUCGAGUACUCGAAGUACAUUGAGUGUCAGUAGUGGGAUGGAAGGUGACAGCGAGGAUAAUGAAAUCCUAGAAGCUACCAGAAGCCGCAGUCCAAUACCGCAGCAAGUGGAGAGGUUUCCCCUCACGCUACCUGAAAGGCCUCCGAGAAUACCUCCACGAGGUGCAAGCAGGCCUGUAAGCAAUGAAAACUUUUUUCCUCCACCUGUGCCUCCACGAGGUCGCUGAAUCCUGAGAUCAUUGGAAUAUGGGAUAUUCUAGUGUGUUAUGUGUACAGAUAUAUAUAGAAAAAAAAAUAUAUAUAUAUAUACAGAAAUUUUAAAGGAUCUUUUUUACUAUUUAUAGAUGGAAGCCAGAUGAUUUCCCCCUCCCUGCCCCCUAGCUCUGGUGCAUUUUGUAGUAACAUUUCACUGAGAAAUCUCCCAGCCUUUUGUGACAUUUUUUUUUUCUUGGAGUGUCUUGGGACUUCUAGAUUUUAAGGAAAAACUAUCCAAGGUGGCAAAGAGAAUUUGGACGAGUCUUCUGACAGUUUUACACCUCAUAUGGGGUUACACCUCUCACCAAGAACAUGCUUCCUAUGCCCCGAGAGUUAUAAAAACAACUAAAGAGAGUCACUGGAAAAUGUUAAAAAAAAAAAAAUUAAAAAAUUUAAAAGCUCCAUUCAGAGACUGUCUUCAAAGAAUGCUCAUCAUGAGCUGCAUCGGAAUAGUGGAUCUCAGUAGUUUGGUGGUGUAACAUUUGAACACUGGCUCAUUCCCACCAAAUCUCCUGUAACGGAUCUUCCUUUAAUAGUUAUAGGACAUGAUGGUUCUGCAAAAAGGGCUAUGUGAAGACUUCCUUAUUCAAGCAAAAGUCAUUUUUAUACAGCCCUUUUCUCUGCCCACCCCAUUGUCUUUGGAUGGGGAAAGACUCUGGUUAGGUGCUAUAUACACUGCAUUGGAUGCAAGGCUCCCUAACAGCUGGUGAGGGAAUUGCUCUGUCACAUGAAACAGCUCCAUAUACAUGCCUUCUAGGGGCCUUGUUACUUUAAAUCCAAACAGCUGACCUCUUGCAUUAGGGGAAGAAAUUGUUAACAGUCCUUUGACCUUCCCCCUUCCCUGUAUGCGUUUGAGUAUCAUAUCCAUGUUAAAGCUGUUUAUGCUCUGUAAUAACGUGUGUUGAUAAGGUGUAUGUAUUUUGUGGCUCAAAUAUGGAUUUAAUUGUUGCUUACUUCACUGGGCACAGACAUCCCAUUCAGUGGUUGGGUUUUGCUUGCCCUAAGCAUCCUGUUUAGCAAAGCUGCACCUGCAGCAGCCGUGUCCAACCAAAUCCACCUGAGGGCUGCAUGUUUUCAAAAAGGUCAAAGGGCUUCUUAGUUCUGCUUCCCCUUGUGCCACUCAGAUGGCACAAGGAGCAAAAACCACUACUGAGUCCUCAUCAUAGAGAGUUGGGGUAGCUGGCUUUCAGGCCUAGGGUGAGGAGAACAUAGGGAGCUCCAGCAAUCCCUGGCUGACAUGGCUCACAGGGGACCUUUGAUGGCUGGCACAAGUUAGAGGCUACUCUGCUCCUGCCCAGGGUAAAGAAUUGGAUAGCAAUAACUUGUUGGUUCUCAGCUUCUCUUUUCCCUUCCCUCCCUGUGGUAGCUGUGUGGGGGAGAGGAGCCAUCCCUUUCUAGCUGAAUCCAGCCCUCUAGGCCCAGAGAGAGCUCAGGUAAGCAGGCGACAGAGCAACCAGAGUUGCAGCUCCUCAUCCCCUGCAAUACAGAAAAUGGCCAAUGGAGGGAGUUGUUGAACAAGGAAUCCACUGGGUGCCCCCUACUGUUGCUUUGUAGAGAUGUGGGUCAUUCAAACAGUUCAGGGUGGCACUUGUGAAACGCAUCUUCAGUUCACAAUCAAGUGAAAACUCUCUUUUCAGUGCAGCUCUAUGGGGCUCUGAAGCUCAUCCCUUCCACCAACAGAAGCUGCUCCAAUAAACAAUAUUACCUCACCCUCCUCCUCUCAUAGCCUGUGACCCACAAGGCUACAAUGACACUGCAAGCAAGUGCUAUGGGUGCUCCUUUAAAAGUACAUGAGUGUUCUCUUCCACUAACCAGGUGUUACUCGGAACACUACAGGCUCUGAAUGCUCGCUUGCCGUAGCAUGCUGGUGACUUGCUUUAGUCAGGGGGAAGGGUUGAGAUGCAGAGAGCAGGAGUUGGGUUUGUGUCCCUUUCCCUAGCAGGCGCAGUCCCCAACAUUUUUCCAUUGAACUGAAAAAAGUUUCUUUACCUAAUCGAGGAGAAAAUGAAACUGCAAAUGGAAGGAAUGAGUUAAAGGAAAUAAAACUGAAGAGGAGAGUUAAUUCAGGGACCAAAUCCUGUUCAGUGCUCACUUCUGUUUUACUUUACACACAUCUUGGUGGGUUCUUCCCUUCGGUUUAGCCCUGUGCAAUCAGUAGCUCCUUUGCCUGUGUAGCUCUCUCGUGCUCUGCCCCUAAGGUCAGUUCUGUGCUGCAGCAUUGCAGGAAUUAACUGCUUUCCUAUCUCCAAGGGUAUAAGAACUGAGGAAUGUGGGGCAGAAGGAAAAGAGCAAAGCAUGAAGAUGCCCCUCUCCCAAUUUCAGAACAUUUCCUUUCCAGAUAAACCUGUAGCCAGUGUAUGUUAAACUUGCAGUCGUUCUCAAAAUGUGGGUCGGGACCCCAAAAUGGGUUGCAACCCUGUUUUAAUGGGGUCGCCAGGGUUGGCUUAGACUUGCUGGGG
Molecule: messenger RNA, 4958 nt
Organism: Gopherus evgoodei (Goodes thornscrub tortoise)
Lineage: Eukaryota; Metazoa; Chordata; Testudines; Testudinidae
Gene: PIK3AP1
Product: phosphoinositide-3-kinase adaptor protein 1
Exons: 17
Coding region: 63-2471 (802 amino acids)
Biological process (GO): signal transduction
Cellular component (GO): cytosol
Molecular function (GO): phosphatidylinositol 3-kinase regulatory subunit binding; signaling receptor binding
Source: RefSeq, a predicted model, not a curated record